This is a messenger RNA of Bubalus bubalis (water buffalo), 7277 nucleotides long. It is a transcript of the gene SYNPO2, whose product is annotated as synaptopodin 2. Gene Ontology annotation, molecular function: actin binding. The transcript has 5 exons. The record is from RefSeq and is a predicted model, not a curated record. Lineage: Eukaryota; Metazoa; Chordata; Mammalia; Artiodactyla; Bovidae. Gene Ontology annotation, cellular component: nucleus; stress fiber; Z disc. The coding region runs from base 183 to 3965 and encodes 1260 amino acids. Gene Ontology annotation, biological process: positive regulation of actin filament bundle assembly.
AUCCCAUUAGCGGCGCAAAUUCGAAGCGGCAGCCGGGGUAGCGGCGGCGGCUGCAGCGGAGGCUCUGUGCGCCCCAGUGCUGCCUCCUCGGCGCGAGCCCGAAGCUGAGCACAGAGAUUCAACCGCACCCAGGCUCCGUCUGUCUUUUCAAGCUCUUCAUGCUACCCGACUAAAAGAAGAAAAUGGGCACGGGGGAUUUUAUCUGCAUUUCCAUGACCGGAGGGGCACCCUGGGGGUUCCGAUUGCAAGGUGGCAAGGAGCAGCAGCAGCCCUUACAAGUCGCUAAGAUCAGAAGCCAGAGCAAAGCCUCCGGGUCUGGGCUCUGUGAGGGGGAUGAAGUGGUUUCUAUCAAUGGCAACCCCUGUGCAGACCUCACCUACCCAGAAGUCAUCAAGCUCAUGGAGAGCAUAACAGAUUCUCUCCAAAUGCUCGUCAAAAGACCUUCCAAUGGAAUAAGUGAAACUUCGAUCUCUGAAACUGAAAACAAAAACCAGGAGAAUGUCACCCAUGAAGGGUACGUGGAAAGUACCACCCUACAGAUUCGACCAGCCACAAAGAGCCAGUACAGAGAGUUCUAUAUUGUCCCUGUCAAGAGUGGAGCUCCCCUAGCUGAGGAGCAAGCGAGUGGUGCUGGUUUUUCUGGGAGCAUAAAAGAAGAAACAGGCCUGGCCCCUCACACGUCUGACUCUGAAAGUGGACGCUUACCAGAGGAGAUUAUCUUAAGUGAGAAGGCAGAAGCGGGGCGGCCAGGCACUGUGGUUGAGCUGCAACUGUCCCUGUCACAAGAGAGACACAAGGGCAGGAGUGCUGCUGUAGUGGCUCUCCUGGGAGCAGAAAAAUCUAAGUCUCCUGACCCAGAGCCUAAUUUACUACACGAUGGGACUGUCCACAUAAAUUCUGCCCCCACUACAGAGAAAGAGGACCCUCCUCUGAGGUCCAGCAAGACAAUCCAGAUCUCCAGUGGCCAGGAGCUGAGAGUGAUCCAGGGAAAUGAAGCUGCAGACACGGGGCUGCCCCGCGUGGAAGUGAUCUUCGACUGCUCUGACAGGCAGAAGACGGAAGGGUGCAGGCUUCAGGCAGCAAAGGGGUGUGUGGAUUCUCCAGUGGAAGGAGGGCAGUCAGAAGCACCUCCUUCUCUGGUAUCCUUUGCAGUCUCAUCAGAAGGCGCAGAGCAGGGAGAAGAUCCAUGCUCAGAAAGGGAUCACAGCAGACCUCACAAGCACAGAGCGCGCCACGCACGGCUCAGGAGGAGUGAAAGCUUAUCAGAAAAGCAGGUGAAAGAAGCAAAAUCUAAAUGCAAAAGCAUUGCCCUCCUUCUGACAGAUGCCCCCAACCCCAACUCCAAGGGGGUGUUGAUGUUUAAGAAGCGUCGUAGGAGGGCCAGGAAAUACACAUUAGUCAGCUACGGGACUGGGGAACUUGAGCGAGAGGCAGAGGAGGAGGAGGAAGACGGCGACAAAGAGGAUCCAUGUGAAGUAGCAUUUCUGGGUGCAAGCGAAUCGGAGGUGGAUGAAGAGCUGUUGUCUGACACUGAGGACAACACACAAGUUGCAAACUUUGACUGGGAUUCUGGUCUAGUGGACAUUGAAAAGAAACUGAGCAGAGGGGACAAGAUGGAGAUGUUGCCAGACACCACAGGCAAGGGGGCCCUCAUGUUUGCCAAGAGGAGGGAGAGAAUGGAUCAGAUCACAGCCCAAAAAGAGGAGGAGAGGGCGGCCGGAGUGCCAAGCAGAGAACCAGAUGCUGCCCAGACAGAUGGCCUGAGAACCGUGACGUCUUACCAAAGGAAGGAAGAAGAGUCAGUGAGAGUGCAGAGCUCUGUGAGCAAAAGCUACAUUGAGGUGAGCCAUGGUCUUGGCCAUGUGCCCCAACAGAAUGGCUUCACUGGGGUGUCUGAGACAGCAGAAGCUCAGAGGAUGAUCCCUGUGAAUAGAACAGCCAAGCCCUUCCCGGGGUCUGGGAACCAGCCGGCAACCCCCUUCUCUCCAAGCCGAAACGUGACAAGUCCUAUCGCUGACUUUCCUGCGCCUCCACCUUACUCUGCAGUCACACCCCCACCUGAAACCUUCUCCAGAGCAGUGUCGAGUCCAACAGCUGGCCCAGCACCGCCCCCUCCGUGGCCCCAGCCUGCCCCAUGGUCCCAGCCAGCCUUUUACGAUUCAUCUGAACGAAUAGCUUCCAGGGAUGAAAGGAUUGCGGUGCCAGCAAAAAGAACGGGGAUAUUGCAAGAGGCCAAAAGGAGAAGCACGACAAAACCCAUGUUCACUUUUAAAGAGCCCAAAGUCAGCCCCAACCCUGAACUCUUGUCACUUCUUCAAAAUUCUGAGGGCAAAAAGGGCCCUGGAGCGGGAGCAGAUUCCGGACCUGAAGAAGACUACCUCAGUUUAGGAGCAGAGGCUUGUAACUUCAUGCAAGGCUCCUCUGCAAAACAGAAGACCCCGCCUCCUGUCGCUCCAAAGCCUGCUGUCAAGUCAUCAUCCUCCCAACCAGUCACUCCGGUUUCUCCAGUCUGGUCGCCAGGAGUGGCUCCAGCGCAACCUCCUGCCUUCCCCACAUCUAACCCGUCACAUGGCACCGUGGUCUCCUCCAUCAAAAUCGCGCAGCCUUCUUAUGCUCCCGCCCGGCCUGCAAGUGCUCUGAACCUGGCUGGUCCUUUCAAAGGCCCACAGGCAGCGGUAGCCAGCCGGAACUAUACUCCCAAGCCAGCAGCUCCCACACCGACAGUGAACACUGCUCAUGCUGGUGCGGUGGGACCAUCCAAUGAGCUUCCAGGAAUGAGUGGGAAAGGAGCCCAGCUCUUUGCUAAGAGGCAGUCAAGGAUGGAGAAGUACGUGGUAGAUUCGGACACCGUGCAGGCCCACGCUGCCCGGGCUCAUUCUCCCACCCCGUCUCUCCCGGCCGGUUGGAAGUACUCCUCCAAUGUCCGAGCGCCUCCGCCUGUGGCCUACAAUCCUAUCCACUCCCCCUCCUACCCACCGGCUGCUGUCAAGUCUCAGCCAUCAGGCCUACAGGCCUCCAAGACAGGCAAGAAAAAGGGCAAGAAACCCCUCAAUGCUUUGGAUGUCAUGAAGCACCAACCCUAUCAGCUUAAUGCGUCCUUGUUUACUUUCCAACCUCCGGAUGGAAAGGACGGCCUCCCCGCAAAGCCAUCGGUCAAGGCCAGUUCAGUGCCAGCUGCGAAGCAAGCUCUUCCUCCUCGGCCAGUGAACGCUGGCUCGCCCACUAAUGUUCAGGCCUCCUCUGUGUACUCCGUGCCAGCCUAUACCUCUCCGCCCUCCUUCUUUGCUGAGGUCACCUCACCGGUCAGCGCUUCCCCAGUGCCCGUGGCCAUCCCCACCUCUCCAAAGCAGGAAUCAGCCUCAACAUCUUACUUUGUGGCACCAAGGCCAAAGUUCUCAGCAAAGAAGAGCGGUGUCACAGUUCAGCAGACUGGACGCUCUCUUUCUCUUCCUGGAAGACCAGUCCCACCUGCCAUCUCUGCAACAUCUCCUUGGUUAUACCAGCCUGCUUACAGCUACACUAGCAAGCCAACGGAUGGGCUCGAGGAAGCAAAGAAGAGACUGACUCCUUGGGAAGCAGCAGCCAAGUCUCCCCUUGGCUUAGUGGAUGAGGCCUUCAGACCCAGAAACAUUCAGGAAUCCAUUGUGGCAAAUGUGGUCUCAGCAGCUCGUAGAAAGGUGCUUCCAGGGCAGUCUGAGGAAUGGAAUGCAAGACUGUCCUAUGUCCCUCAAACCCAGAAGACCACUGUGGGCUCAUUUGCAAAGCAAGAAUAUAAUGUUGCAUCCCUACCCAAUUAUAGUAUGCCCAACUCCCAAUAUGGUUCACAGGCACCACAUGCAUAUUACAGGCAGCCUUCCAGAAACGAUUCUGAAAUAAUGUCCAUGGAGACCAGGUCUGAUUAUUGUCUCUCCAUAACCAACUGCAACUAUAACCCACACCCAAGGGGAUGGAGACGUCAAACAUGAAGUUAGCAGAACUGGUCAUAUGCCACCUAGAUUUUUUUUUGUUUCUUUGCAGUGUUUUCCACUUUUCUAAUAGUUUAGAUUCACUUUUGAUCUUGGCUUGUUCUCAUAGGUCAUUUAUCUGUGUGUGUAUGCACAUUGGAGUGUAAAUCACUUCCUUCUCUGCAGAUGCAUAGAGAAUUUCUUUAAAGAACUCAUUUCCUGUGCUGAUGACACAGAAAUUCCGUUUAUUUCAUUAAUAUGGAGAAUUUAGGCAACUAAACUCUUCUCAAUUAAAAUGAAAUUAACUAUGUUCUUGUAUGUGCCUUAGUCCAGGGUGGAAUUAAUGAAACAUGGUAUGCUGACUGAUACUAGCAGUAACAGAAAGGACUAUAACAUUGGAGAAGUUUCCAAUGGUAGUAUAAGCAAUAAUUAUAUAAAAAGGAUUUCCUUGGUGUUAUUUUAAACAUUUCUUUGAAAUAUACUUUAAAAUCUGAUAACAUUCAUAUUUGGUUUUUGGAAUUGAGACAAAGACAUUCUCAGAAAGAAAUAAAUAUUUGAGAGUAAGACAAUUAUACAUUUCAGUUGGACUUCUGAGGUAAGUGGUGUAAUACGUGGGGAAUAGAAGAUGUAGGUAUAGGAUUUAUUUUUAAUCUAUUUAAAGGCAGGGGCCUGAGACAGGAAUAGACUCUGGGUUCAGGUGUCCUCACUUGUGAGAUGAGAAGAUCAGAUUAUUUAAUCUCCUCGAUGCUUAACAGCUCUGAUAUUCUGAACUGAGCUUCUCUCAUUUGUAAAAUGAUCUUUGAUGCAUUAUUCAUUUUUGUUGCUCAUCAUAUAAAUAUCAAACUAAGUUUAAGAGUGGAUUAGGUCAUUGGUGUCACAACACGUAUCAUUAAAGGUCCAAGAGGAAUUGUUGGGCAGCAGGGUUUGAGCUAUGUGUUACAUGAGUGAGGGCUGAUGAGAAGAAAAAAAGCUAUUAAUGGAUUAAAGGAAGUGGUAGAUGGAUGUGUCUGUUAUUAUACAACUGUAGGUCAUGAACAUUUAUUUAAUUACAGAAAGCAUGCCACAGAAGCCUAUGCAACAAGUGGUGCUUCUUUAGAAAAGCAUCAUUAGGAUGUUCAAAGGAAGUUAAACAGUUGCUUGGACAACUCCAUGACCCAUGCCUGGUUAGCAUGACCAUGAGACAAUCAGUUAAACAUCUGCUCCUCACUGUCACACCCACAAAGGAUUAAACACAAGGAAAUUCAAAGUACUUUACAUCAUAAACAAGUAUGAGAAUAUUUAAAAAAUAAAAACAUCUUGAGUGUUCAAAACAUUCUUAGGUUUCUAAAUAUGAUUAUUUUGCUUUGUUUUACUUUUUUGACUCUUGAAUUUAUUAUUAUGAUCAUCUCUUUCACAGAAUAAUAUUUUUUAAAAACUGCCAGGAUACAAGUACUCCGUUAUUUGGAAACAAAAAAAAAAGCUGAAGAAAUCACAGUAAGUUCUACUGUUAAUAGAAUCACCCAGAUACUAAUUUGUUCAAUUAUUAAGAAAAAUAGAGUACUUCAUAGAAAUUUGAAUUAUAUCUCAAAUUAGAAGAUAUAAUUAUGGGUUCCUAAAGAGUUCCUAUGGAAUUAAAAAAAAAAUAAUGCCUGGUGUAUUGGUUAAUCUGUCAGCAAUUCUCAGGAAUCCCCACAUAAAAAUUCUUGUGGUGGUUCAUUUAAUCUAGAUGUCAAUGUUUUAAGAUAUGUAGAAUUUAGCAGAAGGAAUUUCGUACAAGAUCAUAUCCUAUUUUGUUGUUUUCUCUUAUAAAUGCUAGCGGUUAUUUCCUUCAUUCCUUAGAUUUUAGAUACUUCAGUUCCAGAGGCUGAUACAUAAUACAUUAUAUUAUUCACUAAAAUUUUCACCAGACUCAAAAUAGAGAGAUGCAGACAUUUUAAACUUAAAUAUUAUUAUGAAACAGACAGGUCCCCCUUUGCAUGCACUAGAUCAAAACAAUCAUUGUAUUAAGCUAUCUGAAUUUAUUCCAGACAUCAAAAAAAAAAAAAAAAGAAAAUAUAACACAUGGCAGGAAAGUUGUACAUUUUUCAUUCAUAGGGAAAUUAAUGUCUCAUUUUUAUUAGAAGUCAAUGUUUCAGGGACUCAUACGUCGCAGAUAUAAUUCUGAGAAAAAAAAGUACGUUGUCAAAUCAUCACAAAAUGUAUGGGUAUUUAUCUCCAGUUUUCACAAAAGUAGUAAAGUUAUAUUGCUUACAUUCAAGCUAAUGUUUGAGCUAAGGCUGCCAUGCUUGACAUCUGAUUCCUGCUGAGAAAACCUAGAUAAUUACUGUUCUCACAAAAAUAAAAUCAGUUUGGGACUUCCCUGGCAGUCCAGUGGUUUGAGACUCCGCAACUCCACUGUGAGGGGCAUGGAUUCCACCCCUGGUCUGGGAACUAAGAUCCUACAUGCUGCACAGACCAGCCAAAAUAAUAAUAAAUAAAUAAAAUUGGUUUGUCUUAUAUUCCAAAUAAUACUAUUUUCAGAGAAGAGCUUGCAUGUGUGCUAAAUUGCUUCAGUCGUGUCUGACUCUGUGCGACCCUAUGGACUGAAGCCUGCCAGGCUCCUCUGUCCAUGGGGAUUCUCCAGGCAAGAAUACUGGAGUGGGUUGCUAUGCCCUCCUCCAGGGGAUCUUCCCCACCCAGGGAUCCAUCCUGCAUCUCUUAAGUCUCCUGCAUUGGCAAGCAGGUUCUUUACCACUAGUGCCACCUGCUUUGUAAAUAUAUAUCACAUGUGUUGUUGUAAGACAUUUUUCUACUAGUAGCAAUCACAGAGGUAGAAACAGUUCUGUGCUACCAUGAUUAAAAAGCAUUCUCUUGAUGUACACUAAUUUGGCACCUCUUUCCAUCUUCAGUUUAAAAAUAUAAUUGCAUGUGUGUGAAAUAUCUGUUAUUGAGAUGAUUUAAAUACUGUUUGUAUUUUGAAUUUUAAAACUACAUGAUUCUAAUCCAUUUAUCUCUGAAUAUAUCUCAUGUUUUGGCCUCAUCACUCAUAUUGGAAAGGGCUACACUGUUAGGGCUCAGGCAUACACAUAUAUACAUUAAUGAAUUGAAACUUUGGAUAAAAAAUAUAUCAAAUAGGCUCAUUAUUAUAAUUAGAGAGGAACUGUAGAAAUGUUUGUAAAAGAAAGUAGAUUUUCACAUUUGAUUUUUUUUCAAAGUAGUAGUAUUUACACUAUCCACACAUCUACUAAAAUAGACUAUGUUCUCCUGCUUAUUAGCUUAAUAUUUCUACCUUUGUUUAUCCCCAAAGACUGUAUUUGAAAGAUGCAUACUGAAAAUCAAAAUUGUAUAAGUAAUAAAAAUUAACUUGAAAAUCAA